Messenger RNA from Cannabis sativa, 1965 nucleotides. RefSeq lists its product as uncharacterized. The transcript is spliced from 8 exons. The record is from RefSeq and is a predicted model, not a curated record. Bases 487 to 1164 code for a protein of 225 amino acids. NCBI's taxonomy places the organism in Eukaryota, Viridiplantae, Streptophyta, Magnoliopsida, Rosales, Cannabaceae.
UCUACUCAAAAAUUCAAUUUUUUUUUUCAAACUUCUCUUCUUCUUGCUACAGCUGAAACAAUGGUGAUGAUGUCUUCUAGGGUUUCAAAAUUUAGGGUAGGGUUCUAAGAUUUUUCUGGCUCUUCUCUACUUGCUUUACCCGAAACACUAACCCCAGAAAAAUAAGUCUUGGUCAAAACACACUAAACCCGAACAGAAACCAACCCAGAAAAUAAAUCUCACUAAGACAAAAAAAAAAAAAAAAGCUUUAUCAAAAAUACAGAGAUUAAGAUUAGAAAUGGUUAAGAUGAAGACACCAUUUCGAUCUCGGAGUUCAUCAACAACAGGUACACAGCAAUCCAAUAAAUCAUUUCUGUUUCAGGCUGCCUGCAAACGAAGGCCUAGGUGGUCAGCGACAGCGUCCAUUGCCGGAUCUCCAUCCCGUACUCCGCUGUGGUCUUAAAGCCCUGUACUCCUCCAAUCCUUUAAUCGUUUCAAGAAGCACAAAUGUUGGGCAUUUCUUAUGGAGAGCUCUUCCUAUUGAUUGGAGCCACCGCUGCACUUGUUGGUAAGGAUCUUCCAAUUAUAGCCAGAACUCUUGGGAGAUUUGCGGGUCGUUCAAUUGGAUAUGUACAAUUGGUUCUUGGGCAAUUUGAAAAUGUCAUGCACCAGUCCCAAGCUCGCCAGGUUCACGAAGAGCUUCAAGAAACAAUGUCUCAACUUGAGGCGAUUCGCCAUGAAAUUCGAAGCAUAUCUUUCAUGAAUCCUAGUCCUUUGACUAGGAAUUUGAUGGACAGUGCACUUAAUCCCAAUAAUCAUGUUAAUGCUGGUGAGAAUUUGGUUGGGAAGAGUGUGGAAGAGCAGAAGCCAAAAGUGAAGGAUAAUAGUUUCAAAACCUCAUCUUCAGUCGAUUUGCAUUCUCAAGCAACUUCCUUUGCAAAAUUGGCCAAAUCUGAAGUUGUUCAGAACAUUUCUCUAAAAGGGAAUUUAGAGAAAGUGAAGUUUGAUUAUGAGGUCGGUGUUUUUGUAAUUUUGCCUGUUUCGGCUGAGUCUGGUGGAUUGCUUCCAAAUCGAAAGGAGAAUAAUAUAAAAGGAUCAGACAUUAUGUUGGAAGCAGAAGUUGAAGUAGAAGUUGCUCAUCAUGCCAAAGACUUCUUUUCCCAGCCACAAAAUCAACUGCCCUAAAUUCAAUCAGAAAGCAACAUGUUUUAUUAUGACUAAAAGUGAAGUUUUUUGUAGUGAGCAUAAGCAACAUAGCAAUAAAAAAUAGAUGGAUAAUUCAUCAUUAUAAUUAUUAAUAAUCUUUAAUCGGACCAUCCCUUUAAUUAUGUAUGGACAUUGUAGAUGUAAAUGUAGACCCCAUACUUUCCUAUAUAUAUUAUAAUUAUGACUUUAUACUAUAGCCAAAAUGACCAUAAUACUCCUCUUAUACCUAAUCAACCAACAUGGACAAAAUGAAAUUUAACUAUAAUAAAUAACAGCAAGGUUAAAACGGUGAAGAGACUGCUAAGUACAAACUGAAGCCUAUAUAAGAAACCUUUGUCAAAUGCGCUCUCAUCACAAAAUCAAGUAUAUAUAUAUAUUUUUAAGUGUUGAGGUUGAGAUCAUUAAUUACUUACUAGAAGAAGAAGAGACCAUGGAAAGUUACACAAGGAGCAGAACCAUAACGAUCAGCGGUAGAAACUUGUCGUCGAGAAUUCCUAGUCGUCCGAUCCCAAAGAGAGGGCAAGUAAAGAUGGGGAUAGUUGUCGCCUGUCGGAUUAGCUCACUCUGUAGCUUCAGUUUUCUCUCCUGGCCGUCGAUGACGAGAUUCUGAUUAUAUAUAUAUAUGGGGUUCAGGAGUUGUUUCUGUGCAAAUUACGUACUCUCUUUUUUCUUUUUCUUUUCUUAAAUCAUGUAUGAGAUCGACGCUCCCAUGUACAGUGGUCUUUGCGGUAUAUAUUAAUGGAGUUUAUUAUAUAUAUAAUUCCUUGUUUAUUCUCAUUA